Molecule: messenger RNA, 354 nt
Organism: Colletotrichum abscissum
Lineage: Eukaryota; Fungi; Ascomycota; Sordariomycetes; Glomerellales; Glomerellaceae
Exons: 1
Coding region: 1-354 (117 amino acids)
Source: RefSeq, a predicted model, not a curated record
AUGUGGAGCCAAGAAGGAGAGCGGGAUCGUGGGUUUGACGGGCGGAUCGAAGGCAAGGAUGCGCACGUACGGAUUUCUUAUGUGGGUUUGGCCAGGUGGUGGGCGGAUGGGUUGUGGAUUUCCUGCUUGCAUCCAUCCAUGUGGAUUUUUGCUCUCUUCUUGGUGGAGUUGGGCGAACUAGUUGUUCAUGAGGCUGCUUUAAUUUUUCCUUUUGCUGACUUAUCCUCUACUUGUUGGCUUCUAGGUGCCAUCCCAUUUGUAAUACGGUCACUAUAUGGCGUACCGCGAUGUUGUUCCCCCCAGGUUUCUGUACGUGAUGAAUCACAGUGUAUCAUCUGGGCCGGCGUCUGUUGA